AUGCAAGCACAGAAGGAAGCUCCUCCUGAUAUGCAAUGCAAGGACAAGUUCCUACUUCAAUGUGGGAUCGCAGGUCCUGGAGCUACAACAAAAGAUAUCACUCCAGAGUUGUUCAACAAGGAGUCAGGGAAUCAUGUUGAGGAGUGCAAAUUGAGAGUUUCCUAUGUGGCACCACCUCAACCACCGUCACCGGUGCAUGAAGGAUCGGAGGAAGGUUCCUCGCCAAGGGCUUCAGUGUCGGAUAAUGGGACUGUGAAUGGAACAGAAUUUAAUUCUGUCUCGAGAUCCUAUGUCGAGUCUCAGGACAACACAUCAGAGGUUAUUUUCUGGACUAUUUUUCCAUUUGUAAGGGCCCUCAUUUCUAAGCUGUCUGAAGAGAAAAAUUCUGCUAUUCAGCAAAAUAACAAACUUCAGCAAGAACUGGAGCUAUUGAGGCGCGAAGGUAACAAAAGCCGUGGUGGUAUCCCAUUCUUAUAUGUUGUUAUUGUUGGCUUGCUUGGCCUCCUUCUGGGUUACCUUUUGAAGAAGACUUGA
Ilex paraguariensis (yerba mate) is the source of this 534-nucleotide messenger RNA. NCBI's taxonomy places the organism in Eukaryota, Viridiplantae, Streptophyta, Magnoliopsida, Aquifoliales, Aquifoliaceae. The record is from the annotation of a GenBank genome assembly.